UCGAUUGUUGUAAUUCUUUAGAUAAACUCUGUAGAAAAGGAAAGGAAAGAAGGAAAGGAAGAGGCUGACGUAUGCUGCAUCCAUGGCGAGAUGGAGCAUGCUGUGAUGGUCCAUGGAGGUGGAGUCUCCUCGGCAACAUGGGCAUCGCUCCAUUGCUUUGAUUUGAUAGGUGAAGCAUUGAAGGCAGCGAAAGCACUUUUUAUGUGUUCGCUCAGAGCCCCUCUCUCUCUCUUUUCGCUGAGACACCUGCAGUGGCAACAGCAGCAACAUCAGCAGCAGCGCAGGCCGAGCCAAGCGCAGAAACAGCACAAAGGAGCAGCCACAGAUCUGCCCAUAAACAAUUCCUCCAAAGAAUAGAAAACCUCCAACUUUGUUAAAUUAAUGAGGGGGCGUGAGAGAGAAGAGGACAUCAAAAGACCACAUCGCCGCUCGCUCUCACUUUAGCUACCGCACCGCACACAGCACCGAAACCGAAGCCACCACCCAGUUCAUUGUGAAUAAAAGGCCCCAGCCCAGCAUAUUCUCGUAGCAAGACGCCUCCUUUCUGCCUCCCUUGGUCUUGCUUUUCCAGGGCAAUGGUUGCUUCCGAGGAGCAGAGGAUGAUGGGGCUCGCCUCGGCCUGAGAGGCGGUGAUGCUCCUGCUGCUGCCUCUGCCUAGGAGCCGGAGGAAGGGGGCGGCGGGGGGUUUCUGAAGGCGGCGAGUGUGGUGGACGGGGGAAGGUUGGAUUUUUAGGGGUUUUUCUUUCUCGAGGCGGAGUGAUGGAGAUGGUAGCGAGCGGAAAGGAGGCGGGGAAAGCACAGCAGCAUGCGGCGGCGUUGGAGGCGGGGAAGUACGUGAGGUACACGCCGGAGCAGGUGGAUGCGCUCGAGAGAGUCUACAGCGAAUGCCCGAAGCCGAGCUCGCUGAGGAGGCAACAACUCAUACGGGAGUGCCCCAUCCUCUCCAACAUCGAGCCCAAGCAGAUCAAAGUCUGGUUCCAGAAUCGGAGAUGUCGGGAGAAGCAACGAAAGGAAGCUUCUCGUCUCCAAACAGUGAACCGCAAGCUGAAUGCUAUGAACAAACUGCUGAUGGAGGAAAAUGACCGUCUGCAGAAGCAGGUUUCGCAACUCGUCUAUGAGAAUGGCUACAUGCGCCAGCAAAUUCAUAGUACAUCUGUAGCAACCACCGAUAACAGUUGCGAAUCUGUAGUUGCAAGUGGUCAGCACCACCAUCAACAAAACCCAACACCUCAGCAUCCGCCUAGAGAUGCAAACAACCCAGCUGGUCUCCUUGCUAUUGCCGAGGAGACAUUGACACAGUUCCUUUCAAAGGCUACUGGAACUGCUGUCGAUUGGGUUCAAAUGGUUGGGAUGAAGCCUGGUCCGGAUUCCAUUGGAAUCAUCGCUGUUUCUCACAAUUGCAGUGGAGUAGCAGCUAGAGCCUGUGGCCUUGUGGGUUUAGAACCCACAAAGGUUGCAGAGAUUCUCAAAGAUCGUCAAUCAUGGUAUCGUGAUUGUCGUUGCCUUGAUGUGCUUACGGUAAUUCCUACAGCCAAUGGUGGGAAUAUCGAACUUGUCUACAUGCAGACAUACGCACCGACUACACUGGCAGUAGCACGAGAUUUCUGGACACUGAGGUACACAACAGCUCUGGAAGACGGCAGCCUUGUGGUCUGUGAACGGUCUUUGACACCUACAACUGGUGGUCCUCCCGGUCCAUCGGUUCCCAAUUUUGUUAAAGCUGAAAUGCUUCCCAGUGGUUCUCUAAUUCGGCCGUGUGACGGUGGUGGAUCAAUGAUUCACAUAGUGGAUCAUGUUGAUUUAGAUGCAUGGAGUGUACCUGAGGUUCUCAGACCCUUGUAUGAAUCGCCGAAAAUUUUAGCACAGAAAACAACCAUUGCAGCACUUCGGCACCUCAGGCAAAUUGCCCAUGAGAGUAAUGGUGAAGUUCCAUUCAGUAUGGGGCGACAACCUGCUAUCUUGAGGACUUUCAGUCAGCGACUGAGCAGAGGUUUUAAUGAUGCUGUGAAUGGAUUUGUCGAUGAUGGUUGGUCGUUACUGGGUAGCGAUGGGAUUGAGGAUGUCACAAUUGCUAUAAAUUCUUCUCCAAAUAAACUAUUCGAUACUCAUGCUAAUUCCUCAACGAUGUUUUCAGCUCUCGGUAGUGGAAUUCUUUGUGCAAAAGCAUCCAUGCUGCUGCAGAAUGUUCCUCCAGCUAUGUUGGUUCGUUUCUUGAGGGAGCAUCGCUCUGAAUGGGCAGAUUGUGGCAUCGAUGCAUAUUCUGCUGCCUCUUUGAGAGCUUGCCCUUUUGCAGUCCCUGGUGUUCGGCCUAGUGGUGGAUUUUUGGGUAGUCAAGUCAUACUUCCUCUUGCACACACUGCUGAACAUGAAGAGUUCUUGGAGGUGGUCAGGCUCGAAGGGCAUGGUUUUAAUCAGGAUGAUAUAAUUUUACCGAGGGAUUUAUACUUGCUCCAGCUUUGCAGUGGAAUUGAUGAAAAUGCUGCUGGUGCUUGUGCUCAGCUUGUUUUUGCACCUAUCGAUGAAUCUUUCGAUGAUGAUCUUCCAUUACUACCAUCAGGUUUUCGUGUCAUACCACUGGAUCUUAAAUCAGAUUCUCCUUCGGCUACACGAACACUCGAUUUGGCAUCCACACUCGAGACUGGCUCCGGGGGGACUGCUCGCUCUGUUACUGAUUCUAGCUCCGGCGCUUACAAUCUGCGGUCUGUCCUUACAAUCGCCUUCCAGUUCACUUACGAUAAUCACCUGCGAGAUAGUGUGGCAACAAUGGCCCGACAGUAUGUUAGAAGUGUGGUCACCUCGGUGCAGAGAGUUGCUAUGGCAAUUUCACCUUCUCGUCCUGGUAAUCAGCUUGGAGUCAAGAAUCCACCUGGUUCCCCUGAAGCUCACACGCUUGCGCAAUGGAUUUCUACAAGCUAUAGGUCUCAUUCUGGGGUCGAACUUUUCCGAGCAGAACCACAAGCUAGUGAUGCUUUGCUCAAACUGCUGUGGCACCACACUGAUGCAAUCAUGUGUUGUUCUUUGAAGGCUUCACCGGUGUUCACAUUCUCGAACCAAGCCGGGCUGGAUAUGCUUGAGACCACCUUGAUUGCUCUGCAGGACAUCACACUCGAAAGGAUUCUCGAUGACAACGGUCGGAAAGCACUUUGCUCAGAGUUCCCCAAGAUCAUGCAGCAGGGUUUUGCUUGCCUUCCUCCCGGCAUCUGCUUGUCGAGCAUGGGGAGGCCGGCAUCCUACGAGCAAGCUGUGGCAUGGAAAGUCCUGAAUGACGAUGACUCGCCGCAUUGUCUUGCCUUCAUGUUCCUCAACUGGACCUUUGUUUGACCAAACUACAUCAUGCAAGUUAUAUCUAUCUGGUGCUAGUAAUGGAUGAAACUUUAAAAUGUCAUCCCUUUUGUCUAAGUUAUUGCUGUUGAACUUCUAGAUUGUUUCUGAAGACAAGUAAUGUCUGUAUAUUUAGUGCAAACCUGAAGAACUAUUCUAUGCAACUAUGAAUGCUUUCUCUUCCUUGAA
Zingiber officinale is the source of this 3510-nucleotide messenger RNA. Its product is annotated as homeobox-leucine zipper protein HOX32-like. The record is from RefSeq and is a predicted model, not a curated record. NCBI's taxonomy places the organism in Eukaryota, Viridiplantae, Streptophyta, Magnoliopsida, Zingiberales, Zingiberaceae. Gene Ontology annotation, molecular function: DNA-binding transcription factor activity; lipid binding; DNA binding. Bases 760 to 3321 code for a protein of 853 amino acids. The transcript has 18 exons.